GAACAGAACCUUUACUCACCAGAACUCGACAAAUCUCCGGCUAUUUCAGUAAAAAUAAUAUAAAAUGAAGAAGGCAUUACUGCCUGUAAAAAAGGAAAAGAUAAUAUCAGGAAAAGAAGCAUUAACAAAGCUACUGCGAUGGCAUUUUGGUCAUUCCGAUUAUAGAGGAACACAAUUGGAUGCCAUUCAAUCUGUUCUUUCAGGAAGAGAUUGUUUUUGUUUGAUGCCAACUGGCGGUGGGAAAUCGAUUUGUUAUCAAAUCCCCGCGUUGGCUAAACCCGGGAUUGUGCUUGUCGUGUCUCCGUUAAUAGCGUUAAUGGAAAACCAAGUUACAGCGUUGAAGGAAAAAGGGGUUGCUGCGGAAUAUCUUUCAUCGACUCAGACUACACAAGAUAGAAAUAAAAUCAAUGGAGAGCUUGAAUCUGGAAAACCGGCAAUAAGGUUGCUUUAUGUAACACCAGAAUUGAUUGCAACAACAGGGUUUAUGUCCAAGCUGACAAAACUUCAUGAAAGAGGGUUGUUGAAUCUGAUUGCUAUAGAUGAGGCACAUUGCAUCUCAACGUGGGGGCAUGAUUUUAGGCCAAGCUAUAGAAAGUUAGCUUCUUUGAGGAAACGUCUGCCUGACGUACCGAUAUUAGCAUUGACAGCUACUGCUGUUCCCAAGGUUCAGGCAGACGUGAUUGAGUCCUUGAACAUGGAGAAUCCUCUUGUCCUGAAAUCAUCCUUUAACCGCCCAAAUAUAUAUUAUGAAGUUCGAUUUAAAGACCUCCUUACUGACCCAUAUGUUGAUCUGACGAAUCUUAUUAAAUCUCGUGGAGAUGUCUGUGGGAUUGUCUACUGCCUUGAACGUACAACAUGUGAUGAUUUGGCUUCACAUUUAUCAAGAAAUGGCAUCUCUUGUGCUGCAUAUCAUGCAGGAUUGAACAAUAAAUUGAGGACCUCUGUUUUGGAUAGUUGGAUUUCUGCCAAGACACAGGUUGUAGUGGCUACAGUGGCUUUUGGGAUGGGUAUAGAUCGGAAGGAUGUUAGGAUUGUUUGCCAUUUCAAUAUUCCCAAGUCUAUGGUAUCCUUCUAUCAAGAGUCGGGUAGAGCUGGUCGUGAUCAAAAGCCCUCUAGAAGUGUACUGUACUACGGCAUAGAUGAUCGCAAUAAGAUGCAAUUUAUUUUGAACAAGGAAGAAAGCAAGAAGUUGCAGUCCACUGGGUCGCAAGAUGAGUCAUCUAAGAAGUCACUUGAUGAUUUCAAUCUGAUGGUUGAGUACUGUGAAACAUCCGGUUGUCGUAGGAAAAAGAUUCUUGAUGGUUUCGGGGAGCAGGUAUCGACAUCACUGUGUAAGAAAACAUGUGAUUCGUGUAAGGAUUCGAAUUUAGUAAUGAAGUACUUGGAGGAGCUUAAGGCCAUGUGUUCUCUUCGUAGUAGAAUUGGAUCCUCACAAAUUUUUGUAGGCAGCUCUUCAAAGCCGGGUGAUGACGUAGAUUUCUCAGAAUACUGGUCUCGUGAAGAGGAAGCAGUUGCUUCUGGGGAUGAUAUAUCUGAUGACGAGGAUGGCAACGAUUAUGUGGAAGGCCUUGCACAAUCAGCCUUCCCAUCUAAAUCAAGACUUAGUGAAAAAAUGGCGUUGUUGCAACGAGCAGAAGAAAAGUACUAUCAGAAUAAAGACCAAGAUAAACAGACCCAUAAACGAGAGAAAUAUGGUAUAACUGAAACCACACGGGAGUCAUGCAAGCAAAGAUUGGUCAAUGCAUUAAAGCAAUCACUGCAGCGACUCGAUAACUUGGUGAUCGACCCUGAAACAUCUUCCAUGGUCUUUGAGGAUGAGUGCUAUAAAAAGUAUGGGAAAACCGGAAAGUCAUUUUAUCUAUCACAAAUGGCGAGUACUGUAAGAUGGCUUUCCACAGCUAAUGCUGCAGACAUAACAUCUAGGCUUGCCAUCACUGGUCAGAGUCCCACUUCAAACGAUGCAACAGAAGUGGAACCUUCACCUUCUGUCUCAGAUCAGGUAACGAAGAUGAUGAAUGAAAAAGAUCAGGGAAACCUUACAUCAAGUCCUUCACAGAGCAUCUACAAUGAUAUAAAGUUGCCUCCCAUCCCAUCUUUCUCCGAAUUUAUCAACAAGAAUAUAAAAGGUAGCAAAUCAUCAACAUUGAAAAGGGAGUCAUCACAUGUAGGCGAUAAGAAAUCGGACAAAAGAAGCAAACUUCAGUAGUGUCAACUACUCUCCAAUUUUGUUAUGGUAUGUAUAUACUCUCAUUUGAUUCUUUUUGUAGCUUAUGGCAAUUACUUUUACUUGAGUAAUAUCUAUCUUGGCACGAGUUCAUUGAUUCGUUGGUUUCAUCAAUAACAUUAUGUGAUUUUGUAAGACAA
Messenger RNA from Erigeron canadensis, 2364 nucleotides. RefSeq names its product ATP-dependent DNA helicase Q-like 3. Gene Ontology annotation, molecular function: four-way junction helicase activity; nucleic acid binding; 3'-5' DNA helicase activity. The record is from RefSeq and is a predicted model, not a curated record. Gene Ontology annotation, cellular component: cytoplasm; chromosome. Bases 65 to 2206 code for a protein of 713 amino acids. The transcript is spliced from 20 exons. Lineage: Eukaryota; Viridiplantae; Streptophyta; Magnoliopsida; Asterales; Asteraceae. Gene Ontology annotation, biological process: double-strand break repair via homologous recombination.